GAUACAGAAACAGAGAGAGAGAGAGAGAGAGAGAGAGAAACAGAGAGACAGAGAUGAACUCAGCUCUGCUGAAAGCGGACUCCGGUAUUUUUCUACCUACAGGCGUCGCAGCCGCUGCUGUGACUCCAUCUGUCUGUUAGAACCGGGAGACUCCCCGUCUGUCUUUCUGUCUCUCUGUCUCUCUGUCUCUCUGUCUGUCUGUAUGUUGGCAUGUUAAUGCCUCUGUUACUCCUUGAUGCUUCCAGUGUGUUUCUACUUUCACCUUUCCCAGAUGGGAGGGUGAUCUGCGGACCUUGGUGAAGACAGCUGCAGCUGAAGGAGUGAGCCGACGUUCAGGACGUGACUGGACCGCAGAGGAGGAGCAGUUCACUGGGACAGAAGCUGGGAGACUACGCAGGAAUUGAUGUCAUCAUGAUGCUGCCGAUCUCCAGGUUCAAAGGUCAGCCGGUUGGCAUGGUAACCACCACCACAGCCCCCUUCCUGUCCUUCAGCUGUGACCCCGCCCCCCAAUGGCUCUGGUUGGCCACGCCCCCUCUGCUGUUCUACCAACCAGCUGUUUUCAUACCUGAACACACACACCUAAUACAGUGGGAACGUCCGGCUGUUGAAGUGGUUCCUCUCGUUCCUUCAUUCUAUCGCUCUUCACAUCUUCAUCCUCCUCAUCUUCUUCAUCCUCUCCCCACGCUAGCUGAAGGCUGGACCUCUCCAGAGGAAGUGUUCCAGAGGAGAGACAAGCCCCUCCUCCUGACCAAUCACAUCAUCCAGAGGCCAGAGAGACACACCCCCAGGACUCGCUCGCUGCUGAGAUCACCUGACACAGGUCGAGUUAGAAGAGACGCCACAAAGACCAGGGACACCGAGCCACACACCUCCUCCUCCCUGCAGCUCCUCGCUGCGUCUCCUCUUCAGCUGCCUCUCCUCGCUGCUCCUCCAACAGGUGGUGCUUACAUGAAGUGGGCUGAGUUCCAUAUUCAGCGGGACAACAAGGCGUGGCCUAUAAUUCUGACCAAUCACUGGCAUAGAGGGGCGUGGUCACAGCCGAUCGUCUGCCGGGAGAGAAGUCUGUCUCCGCCUACACAGCUCUGCAGAGAGAGGUGGCCAGUCUUACCUGUCCAGGUGAUGAAGGAAAUUCAUCCCUCCUUCUUCUCUUCACGGUUUUCUUCCAGAUUCACUCUGCUGACAAAUUACAGACACAAGAAGCGACGGAUGAGUGGACAUAAAGGUUCUUAUAGAGGAGCAUUUCUGCUGAGAACGGAGAGAACAAUAGAAGACAACAAACAGUGUAUUUCUGUAGAUGGAGAAGGAGAGGAGGAGGGAAGUGAAGGAGGAAGAAAAGACAGACGUCCUGUCGCUUCCACACCUGUGCCGGGGUCACCAUGGUGUGUGGUGUGGACUGGAGAUGACCGGGUCUUCUUCUUCAAUCCCACAAUGCACCUGUCUGUCUGGGAGAGACCGGGGGAGCUGAUUGGUCGAGACAUUAGCCGGAUCAUCAUGGACCCGCCCCACAAGAGAAAGAAGAAAACGUCUGCCUACAUCAGCUCCAGCUGUCAAUUACCUGGUCUCCAUGGUAACGACGAAGAUGAAGAUGAUGAACACAUCUCCAAAAGGAACAGAACAGAGGAGCCUUUGUCUCUCGUCCCCCGUCCAGGAGAAGUUAAGCUUCUCCCCCUGGAGCUUCGUAUCGAUCAUUUUAGGGAAAUGAUGCUCGAGAGAGGGGUGUCGGCGUUCUCCACCUGGGAGAAGGAGCUCCAUAAGAUGGUGUUCGACCCUCGAUACCUUCUGCUGACCUCCGAUCAGAGGAAACAGGUGUUUGAUCAGUUUGUGAAGAGCAGGGUGAAGGACGAGUACAAAGAGAAGAAGAGUAAACUCCAGAAAGCCCGAGAAGAGUUCAAACAGCUGCUGGAAGAAGCCAAGAUCACCAGCAGGUCGACCUUUAAGGAGUUCUCUACUCAUUACCGUGGUGACCAGCGGUUCGAAUCCCUUAACAGGAAGAAGGAACAGGAAGUACUCUUUCACCAUUACAUCACAUCCUUAAAGAAACGAGAAAAGGAGAACAGAGCCAGGUUGAGGAAGAUGAGAUGAGACCGCUGUUCUUAAAACUGUCUCAGAACCCGACAGAACCAUCUAGAAGCUUUUAAAACCUUUUAGAACUCAUUCAGAACCUUCCAGGACCUUGAGGGACCUUCCAGGACCUUAAGGGACCUUCUGUUCCCACGCUGAGCAGCUCGUUGAUUACAGGUUUCAAACUCUCCUGGUUCUUUUGGAGGAACUGGACACCGAGACGGGAUCGGGACCAGAGGAUCUGACUGGUUCUGACCGUUUGUGGUUAUAGAGAAGUUCCCAGACCAGCAGCGGCAGACUGGUUCCUGUGUUCUGGACUGAUGUCAUCUGGACCUUUGACAUAUGAGCCAAGCUGAACUGAUCAAACAAAAACAAUUAAAGCACAAAAGAAAAUGUCUGUCAUCUGUUUGACUGUUUAUCCCUCUGGCCUGACUGGACCAACCAAUCUAUCUAUCAACCAACGAUCAAUCAACCAACCAAUCAACCAAUCAUCUAAUCAACCAACCAAUCAACCAAGCAAUCAUCCAACCAAUUAAUCAACCAACCAGUUAAUCAUCCAACCAAUUAAUCAUCCAACCAACCAAUCAAACUCUAUGUUUCACUCUUUUCACACAUUCUGUGCUUCCCUGACCUACUGAGAAUCAAACAGAAGAAACUGUUGAACUAUUGGAGGAUAAUGCACACAAGAAAUAAAAACUAAAAUGUAUUUAUUAAACAGUAAAAUAGAUACAAAUUGAUUUACAGAAUGGUAAAGUAAAUUAAAGACGAUAAAACAUUAAUACAAACUUCUGAAACCAAAUGUACAGACAUCUUCUGAUGAUCUGUUUAUAAUAAAAACACAAAAGAGAUUCAGGUGCAGAUAAAAACUGAGCAAGAAAUCUUCAUAAUGGAGAAACUGCAACCAGUUAAAAACAACAGAAGAUGAUGAAAUGCACCUUGGGAGUUGUAGUUGACUUCUCCAUUAUUCACGUCCACAGACUUCUUGUAGCUUUGACCAAAUAAAUCAUAACUCAUCUUUUGUUUCAUUAAGCAGACUGUUACUAAGGAACCUGAAAUGAAUCGCUGCAAUGCUGAUCCUUAGAGGAGAUUUGAUUGAUUGGCCCAGCCAGCCACCCCCCCGCGUGCACACACACACACACACACAUACAUCACGUCUCCUGUAAACCAACUGAUCUGAAUAGAUUCAGCUCCUUUCUGUCUAAUGUGUGUUUGUAUGUUUGUUAUCAGGAUGUUGCUGUAGACAACAUAUUUUUGACGUGAUGUAAGCCCCGCCCCCUCACCUGUCAGCACCACGGUAAACUGUGAUUAGACAGAGUUUGUGUCCAGAUGUUUUGAUUGGAUGUCUUUUGGUGUCCUUACUUUUCAUUGGAUGUGUCAGUGUUGAAAUGAUAUUUGUGUUCUGACAUUUCAUUGGCUGUUGUUCAUAGUGGGUUUUGAUUAAACUGUUCCUCAGAAA
Molecule: messenger RNA, 3517 nt
Organism: Sander lucioperca (pikeperch)
Lineage: Eukaryota; Metazoa; Chordata; Actinopteri; Perciformes; Percidae
Exons: 16
Coding region: 412-2082 (556 amino acids)
Cellular component (GO): nucleus
Molecular function (GO): transcription coregulator activity; RNA polymerase binding
Source: RefSeq, a predicted model, not a curated record